Apis cerana (Asiatic honeybee) is the source of this 1869-nucleotide messenger RNA. It is a transcript of the gene RpL3, whose product is annotated as ribosomal protein L3. The record is from RefSeq and is a predicted model, not a curated record. Gene Ontology annotation, cellular component: cytosolic large ribosomal subunit; ribosome. Gene Ontology annotation, biological process: translation. Gene Ontology annotation, molecular function: RNA binding; structural constituent of ribosome. Lineage: Eukaryota; Metazoa; Arthropoda; Insecta; Hymenoptera; Apidae.
GAAUAUCAACAUGUGUAGUUUUAUAAAAAAAUUCAGUUAAAUUAAUUAUAUUAUUUUAAAAAAAUUUAAUUGGUGUCUUGUAUUUAUUAUUUUUUAUAAAUUUUAUUUAAAAUAAUUCUAUAUCUCAAUAAAGUUUCAUUUUAUAAUAACAAAAAUAAAUAUUUCCUUAAAGCUAAUAAAAAUAUUUAUAUUCAUUUUUAUAAAUAUUUUUAUAAUUAAAAUUUUUAUAAAUAUUAUUAAAUUGAUAUAUUUAUUGCUUCAGUUAUAUAAUUUAUAUAUUUUACACUAAAAGGAGACAUGAUAUUUAUAUAAUAAAAUUGUAACUAAAUCUUCAUAUUUAUUUAUUAUCAUAUAUAUUGCUUAUAAAUAUAUUACUUUAUAAAAAAAAUAUAAAUAAAAAUAUAAAAUAUAAAAAAAAAUGAUAUUUAAAUAUAUUAAUUUGAUAUUUUUAAAUCUAGUUACUUUUGUAAUGAAAAUAUUGGUAAAACAUAUUUGUCUAAAAGUAUAAAAGGAAGAUUCGGGAAGUGAGUCUUCCAUUUUCAUCGUUAUAAGUAAUAUGUCGCACAGAAAGUUUAGUGCACCACGUCAUGGAUCUAUGGGAUUUUAUCCCAAAAAAAGAUCUCAACGGCAUCGUGGUAAAGUAAAAGCUUUUCCUAAAGAUGAUCCAAGCAAACCUGUACAUUUAACGGCUUUUAUCGGUUAUAAAGCCGGUAUGACUCACGUAGUCAGGGAAGCUGAUCGUCCAGGAUCAAAGGUGAAUAAGAAAGAAAUUGUAGAAGCAGUUACCAUUUUAGAAACACCACCUAUGAUUGUAGUUGGUGUAGUUGGUUAUAUUGAAACUCCACAUGGUUUACGUGCCCUUACUACAGUGUGGGCAGAACAUUUAUCUGAAGAUUGUCGAAGAAGAUUUUAUAAAAACUGGUACAAAAGCAAAAAGAAGGCAUUUACAAAAGCUUCCAAAAAAUGGCAAGAUGAUCUUGGUCGUAAAUCUAUAGAAAACGAUUUUAAAAAAAUCGUUAAAUAUUGUAAAGUUGUACGAAUUAUCGCUCAUACGCAGAUGAAAUUAUUAAGACAACGUCAAAAGAAAGCCCAUAUAAUGGAAAUUCAAUUAAAUGGUGGAACUAUUGAGCAGAAAGUUCAAUGGGCUCGUGAACAUUUAGAAAAACCAGUACCUGUCAGUAAUGUUUUUGCUCCAGAUGAAAUGAUAGAUGUAAUCGGUGUCACAAAAGGAAAAGGAUAUAAAGGUGUUACGUCACGUUGGCAUACAAAAAAAUUGCCACGCAAAACACAUAAAGGUCUGAGAAAAGUUGCUUGUAUUGGAGCAUGGCAUCCUAGUCGUGUAUCUUUUACUGUUGCACGUGCUGGUCAAAAGGGAUAUCAUCAUCGUACAGAAAUGAAUAAAAAAAUUUAUAGAAUUGGACAAGGAAUUCAUACUAAAGAUGGCAAGAUCGUAAAGAAUAAUGCUUCUACAGAAUACGAUCUUACCGAGAAAACUAUAACUCCUAUGGGAGGUUUUCCUCAUUAUGGUGAAGUGAAUAACGACUUCAUUAUGAUCAAAGGUUGCUGUAUGGGUCCGAAAAAACGUGUAAUUACAUUACGUAAGUCCUUAUUGGUUCACACCAAACGAUCGGCACUGGAGAAGAUCAAUCUUAAAUUUAUCGAUACAAGUUCCAAAUUUGGACAUGGUCGCUUUCAAACUGCUGCUGAUAAAACUUCAUUUAUGGGUCAACUUAAAAAAGAUCGUAUGCGUGAGGAACAACAGGCACAAGCCACUACUUCAGCACCGACCGCAAAUGCUUAAUAAAAACAUAUACAUAUUAAAAUAUGUAUAAAAUGAAUAAUAAAAAAUUAUAUGUAAAACUUACAUAA